GAUUCGCUUUCAACGACGGCUUUUAAAAUUAUAACGUGAUGAACAUGUUUUUUUGCAUCGGCUAUAGGUUUCAGUGUUAUAAAUUUGUGUAAAAGUGCGCUCCAACCUGGCAACAGUAGGAAAAUGCGGCUCCAGUGUGACGACAGUUGAGAACCGUUUACGCCCAAGUGAGCCAACGGGCAACACUAGAGGACGCAGCCGACUUGUCGGCGAGAGACUUAACAAUCUUAAUUAAUGCGGCGCUUUGGCACCUCCGAGUCCUCCCCCAAGCCUUCACCCUCCAGACGCCCGGUGCUGAUCAUGUGAGUGCGUGAACGGCGUCAUCAUCAGAAGUCGACCGUUUUUUGCUUUUUUCCGCUUUGCCUAGUUUUGUGCGGCCUUUCGAGCGGCUCACAUGGAUUGGUUCACUUCUUUAGCGGCGUGUAUUGUCCUCCUGUGGAUUUUCUGCUUUAUAGACGGCAACGCGGUGUUGGAGCUGCGUCUGCUUUUCCACGCCCUCACAAAAGCGGCGUGCCACCUGUACCUGGCCCUGUUGCCGCUGCGCCGUGCCGCUGUCCACUUCAGCGACUGCGCGCGCCACCUCCUGGCAGGCGCCCAACGGCAGGACGUAGCCCCGCCCACCUACCCACAACCACAUGGCGCACCGCCGGUGGGCCGCGCCUGCACAUUGCACCUCCUGGAGGGCGCGUGCGUGCUGUGCGAGACCAUGCCCAACCUGAUGGCGGCGGUGCUGAGCGUGGGGGCUGCCUUGUGCCACGGGCUGCAGGGCGCCGCGUACGUGCUGGCGGCCACGCUGCGCGCCAUCCAGCUCAACCUCUUCUCGCAGAUGAACGGACCCCGUCAGCGCCCUGCGGAUCAAGGUGGACGUGCCGCCCGUGUACAGAUAAUCCUUGGCGCGGGACGCCUGACCGCCCGACACUCAGUUAGGUACACCUGCGAAAAAAACGCCGCCAUUACUGCUAUAAUAAAGCUGUAUGAACUCGACUGUGCGCCACUCACAAAAAGUUAGGGAUACAGUAUAUAACUGAUGUCCUCCUGCAAAGGUUUAUCAUCGAUACGUGCCACAAAAUGGCGGCAAAGCACAGCUUUUGUUUGAAUGAGGCACAACAACUCAUGUCUAUGUAUUUCCUAGGCCUCAAGAUGCCAGAAGAUUGCAGCAAAGUUUUAUUGCUUUAGCACUCAAAAAAAAAAAAAAAACUUCCUGCUCUUUUUAUGAAUAACAUACAAAUGCGAAGUUUCAAACCCAAAUGACAAGUUUUUCCUUUGGAAGUACUGUAAUUACCAGCCUACAGAGCGCACCUGGUUAAAAGCUUCACUCAAUACAUUUGUAAAGGAAAUACCAUUUGGUACAUACGCCGCAGCUGUGUAAAAGCCAUAAGUGCCCACAUUGAAACACGAGAUACGUACAAAGACGGUACACGGAGCUAACGCUAGUGCCACUGCACUGACAUGGCCGGUUAAAAAAAACAUCCCGGUAAAAAUCACUGAGACAUGACAGUAACAUGCUAGCGCAGCGCUAACAGGGCUGGACCGGUAAAAGUCACUUCCUCGGCACAUAUAUUCCACCGGCCUCACUCUUACCUUUUCCGCUCAAGUGCCCCCUUCCGGCCAUUAGAAAAAAACGCAGGGUUGAAAGCAUGUGAAAAAAGUCACAGCUUAUUGCCAUGGAAAUUACGAUAAUUGCCCUGAGUCCAAGGUAUCUUCCCAGCUUCCCUUGCCACAGCUCCUUGCAGUCCUGGAAGGAUUCUUCUUAGAUCCAGUGUCAAGGGCAUCAUGGUGUCAUCCAUGUCUUUAAAAAAAAAAAAACCUUGAAUGACACCCCCCUCCCCUCCCGUAGCAUAGAAAAGUUGGGGGGGGGGUUUGGUCGGGCGAUUAAGUAGAUUAAUCCACCACCGCCAGGAAGUGUCAGAUGCUCUUCUGGCACGUUGUCAUACCGCAGGCUGUCCUGCCAUGACCAUUGCCUCUUCCUGCACGCUGGUUGAUCGUCUGGCCCUCGUUUGAGAGGAGAACUUCGGUUUGGGUUUGGAAAAUAACUUACAACUUCAGUUGCCUUAUUUAACUUCACAAGGCUGGUUCUCUUGCGCUUAAAAUGUAAAAGUAACAACCCGGACCUGCCGAAAAAGCAGUACAAAGAUCCAAAUGGAUAAACGGUACCGUAAUUUCUCGUCUUACAGAGCGCACCUGGUUAUAAGCCUUGCUAAACAGAAAGCUUAACGUUCUCCCCAUGCACAUUUUUUAUUUAAUGUUAAUGUUUAAAGUGAGGGGGUGGUGAGACUAUUUAAAAUUUGUUCUACAAAGUGAAUUUUCACCUGUUUUGUGAGUGGGACUGGAACUUGCCCCCCAAUAAUGAUCAUAAAUCUGGGCUUCACUGUACACACAGUGUUUUUUGGCUAUGAACUGCAAAUAUGCUAACAGAAGUACUAAUGUUUCCCUUCAUGUGUAGCUAAACCCCCCCAAAAUGGGAAAAUCUCAGCAUUUUGGUGGCGGCGCAGGUGUACCUAUUGUAAUGUCUGGUGUCUCUCAGUCAGCCGGCACUGCGCGAGGCCUUUUGACUGCAGCGUUGGGCGGUUGGCAUCAAAGGACUUUUAAACUUGGCCCUCUGCUUCUCGCUCACUGUCGUUGAAAGAGAAGACGCCCAAGCGAACAACAAAGAAGAUGGGGGAAAAAAAAGAUGGUUCAUCCAUGGUGCAUUUUGUUUUUGCUUGUUUUACAUUUGUUGCUAUGCAAAGACGUUUGGAAAAAAUUAAAUGUCUCAAACCGAAGCGCUUUGGAUUGCGUUGUGGUAUUCGACAUUAGCAGUUAAAUCCGAACAAAUGGUUGAAUGGUACCUUGACUUUUUUUUUUACUUUUAUUUACAAGCAUAGUCAUAAAAAAAUUAACUCAUAAAACGA
Molecule: messenger RNA, 2891 nt
Organism: Syngnathoides biaculeatus (alligator pipefish)
Lineage: Eukaryota; Metazoa; Chordata; Actinopteri; Syngnathiformes; Syngnathidae
Exons: 4
Coding region: 395-1009 (204 amino acids)
Source: RefSeq, a predicted model, not a curated record